Phyllotreta striolata is the source of this 1155-nucleotide messenger RNA. Lineage: Eukaryota; Metazoa; Arthropoda; Insecta; Coleoptera; Chrysomelidae. The record is from the annotation of a GenBank genome assembly.
AUGCUGAUUAAUUUUUCUAGAUUAGCGAAAUUGUGCAUAGGACAAGUUUGUAACGAAGGAAGCAGACCUUAUGCGCGACAAUUUGUAAAUAAAGUGCUUUACAAAACGAUGGCCGUUCCUAGUAGAGCUAGAGUCUAUACCGAUGUUAAUUCUCAUAAGCCCAGGGAAUAUUGGGACUAUGAAAGUUACGUUGUCGAUUGGGGCCAACAGGAUGAUUAUCAGUUGGUUAGGAAGUUAGGCAGAGGAAAAUAUAGUGAAGUAUUCGAAGCGAUUAAUGUAACAAAUAAUGAAAAAUGUGUAGUUAAAAUAUUAAAGCCUGUAAAAAAGAAGAAAAUAAAACGAGAAAUAAAAAUAUUAGAAAAUUUAAGAGGAGGUACUAAUAUAAUAACCCUAGAAGCCGUCGUUAAGGAUCCCGUAUCGAGGACGCCCGCUUUAAUAUUCGAACACGUCAAUAACACUGACUUCAAGCAGCUUUAUCAAACGCUCACAGAUUUUGAUAUCCGCUAUUAUUUAUAUGAACUUCUUAAAGCUUUGGACUACUGCCAUAGUAUGGGUAUAAUGCAUAGAGAUGUAAAGCCACAUAACGUAAUGAUCGAUCACGAAAAUAGAAAACUACGUUUAAUCGAUUGGGGCUUGGCGGAAUUUUAUCAUCCCGGACAGGAAUACAACGUUAGGGUGGCUUCGAGAUAUUUCAAGGGCCCCGAACUGCUCGUAGACUAUCAGAUGUACGACUAUUCGUUGGACAUGUGGUCGUUGGGGUGCAUGCUCGCCUCGAUGAUCUUCAGAAAAGAGCCGUUCUUCCACGGUCACGAUAAUUACGAUCAGUUGGUUCGUAUAGCGAAAGUUUUAGGUACCGAGGAGCUGUUCGAAUACCUCGAUAAAUACCACAUAGAACUAGAUCCGAGAUUUAACGAUAUUUUAGGAAGACACUCGAGGAAAAGAUGGGAGCGGUUCGUGCAUAGUGAAAACCAACAUCUCGUGUCUCCGGAAGCUUUAGAUUUUUUGGAUAAAUUAUUACGUUAUGAUCAUUUAGAACGCCUUACAGCACGUGACGCAAUGGAUCAUUCGUACUUUUAUCCAGUUGUAAAAGAACAAUGUAGGAUGUUGGCGACAGUGUCAUCAUCUCCUACACCUUUGACAGGAGUAGGCGAGUAG